Scheffersomyces amazonensis is the source of this 3388-nucleotide messenger RNA. RefSeq lists its product as uncharacterized. Lineage: Eukaryota; Fungi; Ascomycota; Pichiomycetes; Serinales; Debaryomycetaceae. Bases 246 to 3371 code for a protein of 1041 amino acids. The record is from RefSeq and is a predicted model, not a curated record. The transcript has a single exon. Gene Ontology annotation, cellular component: Sin3-type complex.
GUGGUUGACCUGCUUACAUAUUUGAAACUUUCUAUUCAAACGAUCACUGGUUACUGAUCACCAACAACUGGUCACAUAGUCUGUGACAUAUUGAGUUGAUUACUAUACAUAUUAAAGUAGUAAAUUAAAAUUCGAAUUAUAUCCUUUUAUCUUACUACUAUAUUUAACUUUUUCCUAGCCGAUCCUCGUGGAAAGGUAUUCCAAUUGGCAUGCAUAUAUCAAUAAUUACAUAAUUUGCAUUCGAAAUGACAGCUUAUCUACCAUAUCUGUUAACUCCUAAUCCACAUCUAUUAACACCUGCUGCAUCUAAUUCAAAUGCUUCACGAAGAUCAAGUACCAUAUCAUCAACUUCAACUAAAAAAACUACUGCUUUACCUUCUAGAAUAACAAAACCUCAAGAAUUUAUAACUUAUAUAUUACCUGAUAUUAAAGCUGUUGAAUAUUUUCGAAAAGAUUUUGUACUUUCAGGUGAAUUUCAUAUUAUUGAAGAAACUAAAGUUGGAGGAUUUGAUCUUUAUUUAGUUGAACAAUGGGUAAAUGAUAGAAAAAUAGGUACAAUAGUUUCAAGUUUUACAGGUAAUCUUGAUUCAAAAAUUCCAGUAAUACGAUUUACUAUAUUAAAGAAGCAAUCGAAAUUUUAUCCUAUUAGAUUUCAAGAAUAUCUUAAUGAAUUAAUGCUUAAUCAUUCUAAAAUAAAACGAAUGGAUGAUAAUGGUAGUAGUAUAAAUAUUCCUGAUACAUCAACAUUAACUUCAAGUAUAUCUGAUUUCCCAGUAAAUGAAGUUUCAUUUGUUACAGAUAUAAGUUUAUUACCAUCACAUCUUAAUUUAAUACCUUUACCACUGGGAUUUACUCAAAGUAUGUUUGAUGAUUUUAGUAUAAAUUCAAAUUUAAAGAAAUUACGUUGUACAGGUAGAUCACUUUCUUUAAUGACAUCAAAAAUUUCUGAUGCAAAUGAUGAUAAAUUUAGACAUAUGUAUAAAAUAUUUAAUGGUAAUAUCCCUAUUAAAUUUGCUAUUAGAGAAUUUAUUAAUGUUAUUCAAAUUUGUCUUUUUUAUUAUGAUUUAUUAGAUGCAAAAUAUUGUGAUGGUUUAUUAUGUAAUAGAACAGAAGAAGCCAUUAAAAAUUGGUGGAAUGUGGUUGGUUUACCACAUUUUAAUACUAAACCUAAUUUUUCUAAAAGAGGAAUAUUACCUUCAGCUACUGCUGCUGCUAUAUUAAGUUUAACUUUAAGUGUUAAACUUCGAUUACAAUUAGUUGGAGGAUGUGAUGUACCAAAGGAUUUAUUUGAUUUUGAAAAUUUUAUGUUAUCUAUUGGUCAAUUUCAAAGACAAUAUCGUUUAGAUAAAAAGAGAAAAUUAGAUCCUGAAACAUUACAUCGAAUCUUUUCAGUUACAACUUCUAAAUAUAAUAUUGAAAAGAAUAGAAAUCAUUAUUUUGAAGAUGAUGAUGAUGAAGAAGAUGGUUAUGAAGAUAAUUCUUUAACUACAACUAUAUCAGGAACUCCAAUUAAUCCAAAUUAUAGUAUAGCUGCCACCCCAAAUUCUCUAUCACUUAUGUCACCUACUCCUCAACAUCGAAAGAAUAAAUCUCAUUAUGGUAUGGAAUUGAAAAAAUUAACUAAUGUUGUAAAGAAUACAGUUCAAGAUAGAAUAAUUGCUGCUGGUGGUAGAGAUAUGGAUGAAUCAGGUAAUAUAAGAACCAGAAAAUUAGCAGAAAUUAGUCCUUCAGAAGUUGAAACUCUUGAUUUGAAUGAAUUAGUUAAUAAUUAUAUUUCAGGUAAAACUUUAAUUAGAUUAUUUCAUGGUUAUGGUAGUACAACAACAAAUGGUUUAAGUACCCAAUCAGUUGCUACAUCUCAUAGUCAUGAUUCAAGUAGUUCGGGUGAAAGUGGAGUCAUUCAUCGUCAUCCUCAUUCACAUUCACAUGCUCAUUCUCAUCAUCAUCAUCAUCAUCAUAAAAGUCAUUUAGCUGAUGAUCCAAAUAAUAAGAAGUAUGAAUUUAUUAGUCUUCGAGAUAAAGUAAUGAAUCUUCAUUCUGGUGAUGGUGGUCCACCACCUUCAACCGCUUCAAUGACCGAUAUUUCAUUAUAUUCUCGAGGAUUAAAUCGGAUGAGAAUGGGAUUACAAAAUACAAAGGGCAUUUUAUUACCUUAUAAUAAAAAGGAUCAUUUCCAAACUUAUAAUUAUUUAGAUACUAGUAAAAAGAAUAAUGGUACUAUUGAUAGUUUAAAUUUUAAUAAUGGAUCAAAUUCAAUUGUGGAUACAUUAUUACAAAUUCCUAAUGAUACAGCUUCGAGUUUUGAUAUGUCUAGUAGUAUACAAACUAAUGGAGAUUUAUCAAAGGAUAAUUUUUGUAUUGAAGAAAAGAAAUCUAUUCAUAAAGAUGAAAAAGUUGAAAAAUGUCGUCGAGUAUUAAUGAGAAGAAGUUCAUUCCCAUUAGAUGAUAGUGAUAUGAGAGAUAUUCGAAAACUUCAAUAUAUUAAGAAAGCUACUGAAUAUGAUCCUGUUAUAGUUGAAACAUGUUAUAAUCGUCAAAGAAGUUCAAGUGUUUCUGCUAUUGAUAAUGAACCAAUGGAUUAUAAUUUAGCAAGUAUUUAUUCAUUUUGUUAUCGAUAUAUGGGAAAUCUUAAUAAUUUAAUUAAAUAUAAUAGUCUUCAAAAAUCAUAUUGGGAAGAUACUUUAACCAAUGGAUUUUAUUCAAAGGAAUCAAUCGAUAGAGGAUAUAAUUUAUUAAAUUUAGAAUUAAUUAAAUUAAAUAAUAUGCAAAGUCAAAUGAAUAAUAGUAAAACCAAAAUUAUUGAUGAAGAUUUGGUAGGUCAUUUACGUUAUAGUGUUAAAGAUUUAACUAGUUCAAUUGAUAGAUUAACUUAUGAAACUCGAAUUGUUGUUAAAAGAAUUAAUGAAUUAGAAGAAAAUUGUUCAUUAUUUGAAAUUAAACUUAAUGAAGAAUGUAAAACUAAAUUAACUAAUAUGAUUGAAAAUGUUAUUCAUCUGAAUAGAUUUAAAUUAGCUUUUCCUAAUAUAGAAGAAAGGAAAGAUAUUAUUAAAAAAUUAGGUGGAGAUAUUGAAUUAACUGAUAAUAAUGUUAGUGAUUUACCAUUACAUCAAAAAUUAUUUAGAAUCUUAAUUAUCUUUAUAUUUGAUUUAUUAACUUAUAUCUCCCAAAUCUUUCAUUUUGAUAGAGGUAAGAUGAAUCUUAAUAGAAUUAGACAACAAUGGGUUAAAUUAGAUCCUAAUAGAGAUAUUAUUAAACAAGCUUAUAAUUUUAUAGGUAGAGAACCAUCAAGAGAUAGUGUUGCUUCGAUAGAUACUAAACGGUCUGGACUGUCUAUAUCUUCUACUGAUAGUAUUGAUCCCUUAAUAGGUUAGAAUUAUAUAUAUAUAUA